UUAAGUUUUCGAAACAAUUAUGGCGGCAUAACCUCUAACUUUCGUUUGAAAUUUAGUUGUCGAACUUGUUGACAAGUGAUGUGGAUUUUCUCGUAAAAUUUUUAUUUUUCAAUUGAAUCGAAUAUGUUCAUAGUAACUAAAGAAAUCGAUGGAGAAAAUAUCAGCAAAUUGUGUCGUACGUGUUUACGAGAGGACGGUGAUAAAAUGGUUUGUUUGUUUGUUGGACCUGCAGGCUCUUCUCUCGCUGCCAAACUGAGAUCAUUAUCGUGUCUAGAAGUUUGGCAAGGAGAUGGAUUACCAGAAAAGAUGUGUGACCGAUGUGUCACCAGAGCAGAAUCUGCUCUUUUGUACAGAGAACAAUGUAGAGCAGCCGAUAGGGCUUUAAGACAGGCUGCUUUAAAGGUCUCUGGUUUAACUUCCUAUGCAACUGUAUCAGGCUGCAAAUUGUAUCAGCAGAGUCAAGGUUUUAUGCCAGUACAAAAUUCACACAAAACUUUAAAAUGUAUAGAAUGCGGAGCUGUGUUUAUGAGUUAUCAAGAAUUGUGUGCUCAUAAUAGAUUGCAUUUACCUUUCGUACAAGAAAAUAUCCCUGUAGAACAUAUGCACAUCAUAGAGUCUCAAAAUACAUAUCUUAAUUUCAGUCAUUUAAAUUCUAAUCUCCCUAACGAUGGCAUACAGAAUACUCAAUUGUCACCAUUAAUUACGUCUAAUGUAAUGCAUAUGAUGUCAGUUAAUGAAGAUGGUUCUAGUAGAGCUGCUUGCGCGCUCCAUUGUUCUCUCUGUAAUCAUACAUUUACUAAUAGAACGCAAUUAAUAUGUCAUAAUAUAGCUCAUACUACGGAAAAUAUAGAUAUAUCUUGUGACAAUGACAAUAUUGAUAUUUGCGAAAAUUCUAAUCAACUACCGCAGAAUUUGAGCUACGAAAGAUCUAUGAAUUCUGUCGAUAAUUCGAUUGAAAAUUUAUCUUAUCAAAGACCUAACGUGGAUAAUAAUGAAAUGCAAAAUUUAAACUUUCCGGAUAAUAUUCAUCUCGAUGAUGUUCGAGAAAAUGGUACGCAACGCGUUCAAAAUAUAAUGCAUUCAGAAAAUGAUGUCACAAAUGUGCAUAAUUUACAAUUUACCAAAGCACCAAAUGUUGAAACAGGUAGACAUAUCUUAAAUAACUAUCAAGUUUGUUCAUCCGAUUCUAAUUAUAAGGAAAAACUUGAUGCAAAGGAAUUAACUAAUUCGCAUUCAAAAAAAUACAAAUGUAAAUUAUGCACUAAACUAUUUAGUCAAAAAUCCAAAUUACUUGCUCAUCAGAUAUCUCACAGCGAUCAAAGACCAUAUAAGUGUCACAGUUGUGAAAAAGCUUAUGCAUCUAAAAGUAAAUUGAAUGCGCAUAUGAGAUUACAUACUAAAAAGAAUGUACAUUUUUGCAAAUUAUGUAACAAAGUAUUUACAUAUCCUUCUUAUCUUGAAGAACAUAUGAAAACUCAUAACAAGAUAUAUAGUGAUUCUAAAAAGGUAUUGCAACUUGAGGGUUUCCAAUGUAAUACGUGCAAGAAACGAUUUAGAUUAAUAAAAAAUUUAAAAGCUCAUGAAAAAUUACAUACUGGAAAAGAUCUUAUUCAAUGUGAGAUAUGCGAUAAACGAUUUAGUCAAAAUUACAAUUUAAAAGUACAUUUACAAAUGCACAAAUCAAUAAAGAUGCAUAAAUGUGAAUAUUGUAACAAAUGUUUCACUCAAAAGGGUAAUUUGGUGGAACAUUUAAGAAUUCAUACGAAGGUAAAACCAUUUGAAUGUAAAUUAUGUGGCAAAACAUUUUCUCAAUCAAGUCAUCUUAAAAAUCACGAGGCUUCGCACGUUUCCCUGAGACAACAUCAAUGUCGAUUAUGUGGGAAACGUUUUAAACUGGCGAAUCAUUUAAAGAGACAUUUAAAUCUACAUACAGGAACAAAAGCAUACAAGUGUGAACAAUGCAAUCAAAUGUUUUCUCAAGCUUUUAGUUUAACUAGACAUAUGAAGAGGCACAGUGAUUCACACAUUUAAUUAUAAUAUAAAAAGAAAUUUUUAUAAAAUACAUCAGAUAAUAUAAUAUAUCAUUCCUUUAAAUAUAUAUGUAAAAUAAUCUUCGUAUUAAAAAUAAUCAUCGUAAAAAAAAAAAA
Molecule: messenger RNA, 2147 nt
Organism: Vespa crabro (European hornet)
Lineage: Eukaryota; Metazoa; Arthropoda; Insecta; Hymenoptera; Vespidae
Product: zinc finger protein 658B-like
Exons: 3
Coding region: 124-2031 (635 amino acids)
Biological process (GO): regulation of transcription by RNA polymerase II
Cellular component (GO): nucleus
Molecular function (GO): DNA-binding transcription factor activity; zinc ion binding; RNA polymerase II cis-regulatory region sequence-specific DNA binding
Source: RefSeq, a predicted model, not a curated record